Molecule: messenger RNA, 99 nt
Organism: Parastagonospora nodorum SN15
Lineage: Eukaryota; Fungi; Ascomycota; Dothideomycetes; Pleosporales; Phaeosphaeriaceae
Exons: 2
Coding region: 1-99 (32 amino acids)
Source: RefSeq, a predicted model, not a curated record
AUGCCAGAAACAGUAUCGCUGCUUCUUGCUGCUGUCUUCCAAAAGGCUGUUUCGAGCGUGCGGCACCCAAUGGCCGUGGAAAUUUCGAACGAAGACUGA